AUGGACUCUCUAGGCAGCGGCAACAUCGACAUCUCCCAAAUGUCCGACGCCGAGAAAAAGGACCUGCAACAAUUCGUCGUCAACGAGUCGCAAAAGGCGCGCAUCCAACAAUCAAUCCACUCCCUCACCGACACCUGUUUCCGCAAAUGCAUCACCGGCAAGAUUUCGUCGGGAAAGCUAGACAGAAGCGAGGAGCCCUGCAUGCAAAACUGCGUUGAUCGCUUCAUGGAUGCAAACCUUGUGGUCAUCAAGAACUUGGAGCAGAUGAGAACGCACAUGUAA
Messenger RNA from Aureobasidium namibiae CBS 147.97, 282 nucleotides. RefSeq lists its product as uncharacterized. Bases 1 to 282 code for a protein of 93 amino acids. Lineage: Eukaryota; Fungi; Ascomycota; Dothideomycetes; Dothideales; Saccotheciaceae. The transcript is spliced from 2 exons. The record is from RefSeq and is a predicted model, not a curated record.